Messenger RNA from Cephus cinctus (wheat stem sawfly), 1052 nucleotides. RefSeq lists its product as uncharacterized. The transcript is spliced from 2 exons. The record is from RefSeq and is a predicted model, not a curated record. Bases 53 to 652 code for a protein of 199 amino acids. NCBI's taxonomy places the organism in Eukaryota, Metazoa, Arthropoda, Insecta, Hymenoptera, Cephidae.
GUAGAGACUGGGUGAACCGAACGAAAGGGGACUAGUAUUUCCCCCACGUCAAAUGCCCUGGGCCCCGACCAUUAUCUUCUGGCAGCGCGCAGGGGGCUUUAUUAUAUUUACGAGGCGUUAUCGAACCAAUCCAACAAUAUUGAUUCCGCGCCAAGAGGAGAUCCCCCAUCUUAAGAACGCCUUCAGCCCGAUCGAUCCUGCCUGCAGCGUUUAUUCCGGACCGGAGGGCCACUUGCCACCGACGUUUUUGCUUGAUCCGAUCUCAUCUCAAGAGCCGCUAUAUACGGAUGGGGGCGCUUUUCUUUAUAAAUUACACCUCCUUCCUGGACCACGAGGAGAUCCUGCUCCGUUGCAUAUAGGAGCGGCGCUCCGGAGUCGAGGUCACCCGAUAACGAUGGAGGUCAACGGUGCUACUUUGGAUGAAAUCGUGACGUAUGUCAUGCAAGAAUCGAAAAUAACGUAUAACGAGGCCAGGUAUGCUGUACUGAAAGUGUUGGAUCUUGGGAUAGCCAUGAAGAGGAUAAAGAGAAAUCCGAUAGGGUUGUAUUAUUUGAUACUGGCGAAGCCAGCGACGUUAACGAUGAAAAUUCGUGAACCACGCUUCAGUGACGACAGCAGUAGCGAAUCACGUUCCGAUACGAGCUUCGACUAAUGCGAAGCUGUUAGGGCCAUUGGUAUAACCCUUGUAGGUGUACUUAAUGGGGAGAGCCGUUGGCAGUCGGAUAAUUGGCUGGGUUUUAAUUGCGUUCGAAAAUUAUAAAUUCAUGAUAUAGCUACUAAACUAUAAUUGGCUGUCUAAUUAAUAUUUAGAUAGGGAAUUGUCGUUGGGGAUGACGGUGGGUCUGGGGAUUUCGUUCGGUGUGGUUUGGUAUACCUUUCGUCAGCAGGGGGUUUAGCAGGGCUACGAAGAGCUGAAUAAAAAAGAGCCUAUGGAAUAAUUCAUUAGCCAAGCUUAAUAACGCCUUGCGGAUUCAGGCUGCAAGAGCCAACCCUGUUAAGAGUUAUGUAUUAACAUAUAUUAAUGAACCUCGUGUCACCUCGUUAUCCAUCUA